This is a messenger RNA of Brachypodium distachyon (stiff brome), 1461 nucleotides long. Its product is annotated as protein WVD2-like 1. The transcript is spliced from 7 exons. NCBI's taxonomy places the organism in Eukaryota, Viridiplantae, Streptophyta, Magnoliopsida, Poales, Poaceae. The record is from RefSeq and is a predicted model, not a curated record. Gene Ontology annotation, molecular function: microtubule binding. Bases 128 to 1222 code for a protein of 364 amino acids. Gene Ontology annotation, biological process: microtubule cytoskeleton organization.
CUCACAGACGCGCCCACACAUAACACUCUCUUGAGAGCAGCGAGGCAGGCAGGGAGCGAAGGGGAGGUGGGGGGAGCCGAGCGGGCAGGGCCGGGCCCCCGUUCCCGUCACAACACCACCAGCAGCCAUGGCGGCCAACGGCGAGAGUGGCGCCGGCGCCGGCGACGCUUCUGCGGCGGCCCGGAGGCGGUGGGAUCUCACGAGUAAAGGGGCGGAGAACAUACCAAUGGUGAAGGAGGCUGUGGAAAUGUCGACAGAUGAAGAACCAGACGGUGUUGUUAUAUGCCCACCAGAUGCUAACACUGGUGAUUGCGAUGAAGUUAUUAGUGGCAAUCAUCAUGAUAGUUCUCCAGAGGCCCAAGUAGCUUGUGUAGAACCGGUCAUGGGCGGAGACACCCAGGAAGACAAGCGUGUAAACCAAGAUUCACUGAAGUUGAUCGAUCAAGAGGAUUCUGCUCCACCUAAGUCACCAACAAAGCCUAGUAUGUCUGGAUCAGAGAGGUCUAAGCGUACAAUUCCUCAACCAUUCACACUUUCAACUCAAAGAAGGACUUCUGGAGGUGGAAAUGGUGAUGUGGCUCAUCCAUCAAAUGGUGGAGAAAAAUCUGGGCAUAGAAGUAGCUCCUCUCCAGCAAGCUUGAUAAAGAAGAGUACUCCAGUGGCACCCAAGAAGACUUCACAGCCUGACCAUACAUUUCACCCUCAAGAAGAAGAUUCCUGUUCUGUGACUUCUUCAACCACAACUUCAACAAGAGCUGGCAAAACUAAGACAACUGUUGCCUUUGCCCCUUCAUUUGUAUGUGACGACCGUGCUGACAAGAGGAAGGAGUUCUACACGAAACUAGAAGAGAAACACAAAGCUUUGGAAGCUGAGAAGGACCAGGCUGAAACAAGGAAAAAGGAUGAGCAAGAAGCGGCUUUAAAACAACUAAGGAAGUCCUUGGUCAUUAGAGCUAAACCCAUGCCAAGCUUCUACCAAGAAGGGCCCCCUCCAAAGGCUGAGCUCAAGAAGGUGCCUCCAACACGUGCGAAAUCACCAAAGUUUACAAGGAGAAAGAGCUACGGUGAUACUCCGCCAAACGGAGAGGCAGCCACCACCAGCGCAGCAUCUCAUCGGUCACAUCGUCACAGCAUUGGGAACCCUAAAGAUGCCAACAAAGCGCAAUGCUCGCCAAAGAAUGGUGUAGCUGCAAAGACCAGAUCUGUCAAACCUGUGAGCUGAAGGCUUUCUGAAAGAUCAUGGAGCAGAAAAAGCGCCGCGAAUGGCGCUGUACAAACCCUAACUCGAGUCGUUUUCUCUACUUUGUCAUUUUUCAAUUAAGUUAAUUUAUGUAAGGAGUCAGUCACUGGGUCGUUUAAAGUCACCGAUGAACUAAUUCGUGAGCUGAAGCUGAACGAUUGCAUUGCUCUGCUGGAUGUUUGUCUACGUAAUUUGCAAACUCUCAAAGUUUCAUGCUCCCA